AAGUUGGCAAAAAUAAUUUUCGCCGAACAGACACUUAAGGAAGUAAAUGAAAUCCCCAACUUAACAAAACUAAUCAAAUCAUCCUCGGUUAAUUUUUAAAGUUAAGCAUUUGACAAGAGUGUGAAACCCAGAAACAUUACAUCAUUUGGUAAGUAGUUUUUACUUUCCUAUAAAUUCCUGAAGUUGACAAUACUGAUGCCAUACCCAUAUACGUUACUUUUUCCCUGCACCAUUGGCCAUUGGGUGUGUGUUUAAAGGGAAGUGCCUCUCAAUGUUAUCCCAUCUUUCAUUGUGUAAUUAAUCAUUACUUUUUCCGGCAAUGACAAUGAUCAUGUUCACGGGUGGUGGAAACUCAUUGAAACUUGCUCAUGCAUUCUUUAUACUUUUAGUUUUAGUGCACUUGAGACCACCCUUGGAUUUAUUUCAGGGGUUGGGGUUGGAGAUGCUAACAAUAUCAGGUGCCCAAAGAGAGAGAGACAAGUGCUCCUUAAAUUCAAAAAAGCCCUUGUUGAUGACUAUGGCCGACUCUCUUCAUGGAACUACUGCAAUUGGAAAUGAGUUCACUACAGCAACCAAACUGAUCAAGUACUUGAGCUUCAUCUAAGUGAACAUCGUUUUAAUGGAGACCAACCUUUGCGAGGUAUGAUUAGCCCUUCCCUACUUGAGUUGCCUGAUUUGACUUUUUUGGAUCUUAGUGAAAAUGACUUUAAUCAGAGCAAUCUCCCUGAGUUCAUUGGGUCUCUAAGUAACUUAAAACACCUUGAUCUCUCUUGGGCCAAUCUCAGUGGGCCAAUUUCACAUCAGCUUGAAAACCUUUUGCACUUGCAAUUUCUUAAUCUCAAGGGGAAUGAUUUGAUAAUUAUUGAAAAUCUUGAAUGGUUGCCUCAUUUGCCUUCAAUAGAAUACCUUGAUCUAACUUCCCUAUAUCUUAGUGCCGUCAAUGAUUGGCUAGAAGUUGUGAGCUAUCUUUCAAAUUUAACAACCUUGAGCUUAUGGGGAUGUGAUCUUCCUUCCCAGAGGUUCUCAUCUCUUUCUGGUUUCAAUUAUUGGAAAUCUCUUUCUUCUCUUGAAAGUUUGAAUCUCGAUACCAAUAAACUUGUUAGCCUUCCAAAAUCAAUUGGGGAUAUAUGUACUUUACGCAAAUUGUAUUUUUUGUUUAAUAAUCCCAAUAUACAGCUUGUUGAGCUUAUCAAUAACUGGUCUAGAUGUGUAGAAGACUCAUUAGAGAAUUUGAGAUUAUCAUAUAAUCAACUUACGGGAUCGUUGCCUAAUUUUGCAUUAUUUCCAUUGUUAAAAUAUCUUGAUCUUUCAAAGAAUUUUCUAAAUGGGAUUGUACCCAAAAGCAUUGGAAAUCUAUAUAAGCUUGAGUGUUUGGAUUUGUCCUCGAAUUUUCUACAAGGCACCAUGUCUGAACCCCAUUUCUCAAAUCUCUCUAAAUUAUGGUAUCUAGACAUAUCCAAUAAUUCUCUUGCUUUGGAAUUCAACUUCAAUUAGGUUCCCCCCUUCCAAUUCGAAGUAAUAUAUUUGGCAUCUUGCAAGUUAGGGCCUAGAUUUCCAAGUUGGAUUCAAACUCAAAGGAAUGUUUCCGUCCUACAAAUCCUCAAUGCUGAAAUUUCUGAUACCAUACCAAUAGAGUGGUUUGCAGACCUGCCUCCUACAUUGGAAUUUUUAGAUCUUUCUAGAAACCGAAUUCAUGGUCGGUUACCGAAUGUGUCAACAGUGAAUUCAAAUGGUAUUGGAUUUGAUUUGAGUGCUAACAGUUUAGAGGGUCCACUGCAACUUUUCACAGCUAAUCUCAAGAUCUUGAAACUCUCUAAAAACCGGAUUUCAGGGUCAAUUUCAUGUCUUUGCAAAAUCAAUGGUCGUUCGUUGACUUUUCUAGAUCUAUCCCAUAACUUAUUUUAUGGUCAGAUUCCAAAUUGUUUAAGGCAUUGGCAUGAGCUAGUCGUUUUGAAUUUGGCUGGCAACAAAUUCUCUGGUGAAGUUCAAACUCUUUGGGCAGGCUGUCUAACCUCGAAACUUUGAAGUUGUUUAAUAAUAGUUUCUCCGGAAACUUACCUUCGGCCCUGAAAAAAUGCAGUUCUUUAAAAGUUAUAGAUUUGGGAGACAAUAGAUUCUCUGGAAAAGUACCUGCAUGGAUUGGGGAAGGCCUGCCAAAGUUGAUCGUUCUAAUCCUACGUUCCAAUAAGUUUGAUGGAAGCAUACCGUUGAAUCUAUGUUGGUUGACAUAUCUAAAAACCUUGGACCUCUCUGUAAAUGACAUAUCUGGAACCAUACCAUUCUGCCUAAACAAUUUCACGGCCAU
Messenger RNA from Quercus robur (English oak), 2305 nucleotides. Its product is annotated as receptor-like protein EIX1. Bases 643 to 1494 code for a protein of 283 amino acids. Gene Ontology annotation, molecular function: protein binding. The record is from RefSeq and is a predicted model, not a curated record. The transcript has a single exon. NCBI's taxonomy places the organism in Eukaryota, Viridiplantae, Streptophyta, Magnoliopsida, Fagales, Fagaceae.